Molecule: messenger RNA, 1100 nt
Organism: Danio aesculapii
Lineage: Eukaryota; Metazoa; Chordata; Actinopteri; Cypriniformes; Danionidae
Gene: pmvk
Product: phosphomevalonate kinase
Exons: 5
Coding region: 36-671 (211 amino acids)
Biological process (GO): cholesterol biosynthetic process; isopentenyl diphosphate biosynthetic process, mevalonate pathway
Cellular component (GO): cytoplasm
Molecular function (GO): phosphomevalonate kinase activity
Source: RefSeq, a predicted model, not a curated record
AACACCGUAGUCCUCGACAUGUGUCAAUUGUGUAUAUGAGCAUGAAGUACGCAUUACAUGUAAAUACAACCAUGACAGCUACACAACCUAGCAUCAUUCUUUUAUUCAGUGGUAAGCGAAAGUCAGGAAAGGACUAUGUGACAGAUUUAAUACAGAAAAGACUGACUGCAGAGAUCUGCUGUAUACUCAGACUGUCUGCACCUCUCAAAGAGCAGUACGCAAAGGAUCAUAAUCUUGACUAUGAGGAGCUGAUGGGUUCUGGUCAGUAUAAGGAGAGCUAUCGUGCUGACAUGAUCCACUGGGGUGAGAUGAAGAGACAGCAGGACUCUGGCUUCUUCUGUAGACUGGCCAUCAAACAUGCCGCACAGCCCGUCUGGAUAAUCAGCGACUGCAGAAGGAUAUCUGAUGUGCAGUGGUUUCAUGAAGCGUUUCCUGAUAAGUGUGUGUGUGUUCGGGUGGAGGCGUCUGAACACACCAGAUCACAGAGGGGUUGGAGAUUCACCUCAGGUAUAGACGACGCUGAGUCUGAGUGUGGUUUGGAUGAGGGUGUGAAGUUUGACCGUAUCAUUAGGAACGAUGGAACUGAUGACAUUCUGGAGAAACAUCUGGACGAUCUUCUGUCAUCGGUCGAGUCACAGGUGGACUUAAAAACACACACAAUAGCAUCAUAACGGAUUCAUAAAAACUUCUGAAGUAAUUUUUGGAGAACUUGCAAACUCUCGGAUGGAUAUUUCUCGUCAUCAUUAUCUUGUUGUCACUCAUUCUUUAUUUGUUACACUUCUUUUUGGAUACAUUUGAUUUCAACAUCAGUUUAUGGAUGUGAGGAAUGAGUGGGAUUCUGACAGAAAUGAGUUCUCCAUAUUUUGGGGUAUAUGUUCAAUAUCAGUUAUUGAUUAUUAUUUUAAACCCUUAUAUACUGUUGGGGAUGUUUUCAUCCACUCUGGGCUGAUUUUGAGUCUUAAUUUGGUCAUAAGUUUCUCCGUGUUUCAGCUAGCAGAAUGAUUUUUGGUGACUAAUCUUAUUUCGACACAUAUUUUGAGAAAAUGCUUUAAAUUAAAAAUACUCAACAAUACACUCUGGGCAAAUUGACUACCCUUUUG